Messenger RNA from Daucus carota subsp. sativus, 1055 nucleotides. RefSeq lists its product as uncharacterized. The transcript is spliced from 6 exons. The record is from RefSeq and is a predicted model, not a curated record. Lineage: Eukaryota; Viridiplantae; Streptophyta; Magnoliopsida; Apiales; Apiaceae. The coding region runs from base 40 to 813 and encodes 257 amino acids.
GUGUCUCUGGAGUCUGGACAACGAUCUUUAUUUCUGAAAAUGAUAAAUUCCCUAAAAUUUCUCCCCACAAGAGCGUGUAAAUUCACAGCCUUCAAGAAAUACUGCAAUACAAUGAGUUGUCAAGCUGUGAUCGAAGAGACAAGAAAACCCAAGUUGUUGUGCCUACAUGGGUUCAGAACCAGUGGUCAUAUACUCAAAACCCAGCUUCAAAAAUGGCCUCAAUCCGUUCUUGAUAGGCUUGAUAUGGUUUUCCCAGAUGCCCCUUUUCCAUCUAUUGGUAAAUCUCAAGUUGAAGGGUUCUUUGAUCCUCCUUAUUAUGAGUGGUUCAACUCUAACAAGGAAUAUGUUUAUACUAAUUUUGAUAAGUCUAUUGAGUAUAUUGAAGAGUGUAUGAUUAAGCACGGGCCUGUUGAUGGUCUUCUUGGUUUUUCGCAGGGAUCCAUAUUAUCGGCUGCACUAGCUGGAUUACAAGCCAAGGGAUUGGCUCUUACAAAAGUACCAAAAUUGAAGUUCGUUAUUAUUAUUAGUGGCGCAAAAUUGAGGAAUGAAGCUUGGGCUGAGAAAGCAUUCUCAAACAAGAUAACUUGCCCCUCUCUGCAUUUUUUAGGCGAGUUGGAUUUUCUUAAAUCAAGCGGGGCUUUACUCUUAGAAUCAUUUGUAGAUCCUGUAGUAAUUCAUCAUCGUGAAGCGCACACCAUACCAAGACUAGAUGAAAAGGGAUUAGAGUUGAUGCUGAGUUUUCUUGAAAAGAUACAGAACGAAGUUACCAACCAGGGAAUACAACAAAAUAGCUUCAGAGGAAGCUCCUUAUGAUAUGGAAAGAUGUAGACAUGUAGUUGAGCUUAAUUCAGAAGCUUGUGUACUAUCUUAUAUAUAAGUAGCUAGUUAGCUGCUUUUUACACCAUCUUCUUUGGAUAUCUGACAGGCUUUUAUAUAUUACAAGAAUGACAAAAAAUGCAUUCAGGGUUAGGGGCCUGUAUUCUUAUAGAUGUUCUUUCUUAAUAUUUAAUAAAACAUAGAUACAGAUUUUAUAUCUGGUAUCUAUAUUGUGUAUA